AGAACUAAUAAAGAAAAUAAUUGUUCUGCUAACGCAAAUUUCUCCAACACAUGGUACAAGGGCGGUAAAUAUUGUUGUGAACUGCGCAUUAAUGUCCAUGCGAGCUUAUCACAGUACAGGUAAUGCUGACCGUUCACUGCAUUCUGCAGUUUGCACACUGAGCCACUGACAUUGGCAGCUUGAUCUGUAUUGCUGUUCCUCACCUGUGAACUGGAAGCUCCGCAUUCCGUGAAAAUUUAGGAUGCUAGGGUGUAAACAAAUUGUAGGUUAAUCACAGAUUAACCAGAGGACCAGCAUCAUACUGAGUUCUUGUGAGUCGAUUACUAUUAAUUCGAUACCUGAAUUUUCCAGACUUGAAAAAUGGAUAAGGAAAAGGCAGCAAAAUUCCUGGACGCUACAUGUCCAAUAGCAUUAUCCAGUGUGUUUCUGCCUCUUUGCAGCGAGCUAUAUAAGUGCAGGGUCCAGUGGUGCGGAGCAGAGAGCAGAGAGCCAAGCUCAUCGCUUGAAGUGAGAUAAUGAGCAGCAGCAACGUGGUGUCCGGCAUCUCCGCGUCACCAUCUGCAGCCGCUGGUGCUCGCCGUCCCCAUGGCGCGGUGAAGCAGCUGAGGAUAAAGGUAGCGCAGCCACAGCAGCUGCUGCACGGCCGCCGCCGGCAAAGCAACGGCAGGGGCAGCGCGGUGGUGGCGAAGGCCGGGCCCGGGGCGCUGUCGGAGAUCGAGCCGGACCUGAACGAGGACCCCAUCGACCGGUGGCGCACCCCCGGCAUCAGCCCGGAGGACUUUGAGUUCGGAAAGUACGAUGGACACCACACCUAUCAUGAAGGCCAUGACAAGAAGGGAUUCUGGGAGGAUGUCUCUGAAUGGUACCAAGAAGCUGAGCCUCCUCAGGGCUUUCAAGCACUCAUCUCCUGGGCAUUUCCUCCUGCAAUCAUCCUUGGCAUGGCUUUCAAUGUACCGGGCGAGUACCUCUAUAUCGGGGCAGGUAUCUGGAUCAUCGUGUUCUGCAUCAUCGAGAUGCAGAAGCCGGACAAGCCGCACAACUUUGAGCCGGAGAUCUACAUGAUGGAGAGGUCGGCUCGCGACAAGCUCAUCGCCGACUACAACUCCAUGGACAUCUGGGACUUCAACGAGAAGUACGGCGAGCUCUGGGACUUCACCGUCAACACCAGGGAAGACAUUGUCAAAUCAAGCUAGAUCGUCAUGUGGCACAAGCCUUCCAAGCAAAUCAAGCAUAGCAUAGCUGCUAGGGAAAAAAAACUCUUGAAUGAAACUAUGAAAGGAAUAACAAUGUGUGUAUCUUCAUGACUGAGGUUCUCAGCCCUGUAAAAACGGAGGACCUGAAAAUCUGUUUUAUCUCCUCACAUAAUUCAUCUAUGUCAGGCAUCUCGCAGAACAUGCUCUGCAGAAUA
Molecule: messenger RNA, 1408 nt
Organism: Panicum virgatum (switchgrass)
Lineage: Eukaryota; Viridiplantae; Streptophyta; Magnoliopsida; Poales; Poaceae
Product: photosynthetic NDH subunit of subcomplex B 5, chloroplastic-like
Exons: 5
Coding region: 516-1193 (225 amino acids)
Biological process (GO): response to oxidative stress
Cellular component (GO): chloroplast
Source: RefSeq, a predicted model, not a curated record